AUUGUAAUAGUACAACAAAGUACACCAUAAAAUUUGAAAAAAUGAUAUAAAUGUUUUAUAGUUAUAGCGGCUGAUAACGAGUAAAAUGUAGGUUUUGAAACAGUUUCGGCUCAGCAGAGGUUAUGAUGUUGAGCCUAGUGAUUUUACAUUUUGCCGCCUUUACAAUAAACGAAAUUUAUUGUGCACCCAGGUUAAUUGUUGACGAUUUAUUAGAUAUAAUUGAACAACAACAGAGAACGAAGCAAAAUAGCGAUUAUUCGUCGACGUCUGAUGACAGCGGGGUUUCUGAUGAGAACGAUAAAACCUUGAGAGCUGGACAACUUGUUCGAUACUUUCAGAACUCCCUUGAUAAUAACAAAAAUAAAAAAUUUACUCAAAAUAAAAAAUUGUCAGAACUAUAUUCAUACCUUGCCAAGUUGAAUGAUAACAGGAAAGAUAGAUAUUUGGUUAAUAACAAAAAGGAUCUUAAUAGUUACUCGUAUGUUGUUAAAAAGAACUCGCGUGAAAUAAAUCAAUUGGUGCAACUUUUACUAUCACAAAUUAAUAAAAAGCAAAGAAAAGGAGAAGAGGAAGAAUCAGCCGAAUACAAAAAUCGUGAAGAUGCAGGCGAUAUCGGUCUAAAUGAUUACUCCCGAAUAUACAUUAUCCUAAACCCAGAAGUGAUGGAAACGGAAAAAACUCCAAACCUGUUGUCUGAAUUACUCUCAGGGUUGUCGUCGAAAUCUAGAUCGGUUUUACCAACGAACUUACUUGGGCCCAAGGAGAUCCGGUACAAGGGAUUUCCACUGAAAUCCGCUUUGGUGCAACGGCGCAGAGGCGGUGGUAGAGAACAGAAGUUUUCUCGCGAAGCAAUGGGGAAGAACUCAAUGGAAGAAAGUAAGCAUCAACGGUACUCAAACUAUGGUGGUGGUGGUGGAGGUGGUGGUGGCGGUGGUGGUGGACGUGGGUGGGACGGGGGUCGCGGCAGGGGAGGGGGCGGGACCGGCCGCACGGGCAUCCCAUAUAUAAGACAACGACCUGGUAUAUUUGAGAAGUAUUCAUAAUAUCAUGAUGUUAUAAAAAAAAUAUCAUUAUUUUCUUAUUUUAAAAUUUACAGCAUUUUCUCGUUAAAGUACGAAUUCAACGGAGAUAUUGAAAAUUAAAUAUAUGGCACACCAAA
Messenger RNA from Plodia interpunctella (Indianmeal moth), 1159 nucleotides. RefSeq lists its product as uncharacterized. The record is from RefSeq and is a predicted model, not a curated record. The coding region runs from base 123 to 1043 and encodes 306 amino acids. NCBI's taxonomy places the organism in Eukaryota, Metazoa, Arthropoda, Insecta, Lepidoptera, Pyralidae. The transcript has 4 exons.